AUGAGCCACCCCAUCGUGGAAGUUUUCGAGAAGAAAGAAACCAUGGAAGACCUGGCGAGAGACCCCAGGCCAGGGAUCGAACCGGGCACCUUCUGCAUGCAAAACAUGAGCUUUACAACGGAGCCAUGUGGCGAGGGUUGCCAAUCUUUAGAUAGUGACUGGAGACUGUGUGUGACUGGCUGUGUCGGUGCUCUGACGGAUCUUUCUUCCGUUCCCAGGUUCCCCCCUCCGCUAAUACGCCUCCUGAUCGACAAUUACAGCAUCCCCGCCGCCUGCUUCUCCAACCCUCCGGCGGCUCUGCAACUCCUCCAUCAGCAGAGCAUCGCUGACUACGGCAUCACUGGCACGAUGACCUUCCUCACCCUGUUGUCCAUCCUCAUCUUCAUCGAAGAAGCCUUGUACCUCUCUGAGAAGGUCCGCUGCCCCGUCAAGAUGAAAACGCUCAUCUGGAGUAGCUCAGCUCCCACGAUGGUGUCGAUAUUCUGCUGUUUCGGGAUCUGGGUGCCACGCUCCAUGACGGUGGUGGAGAUGGCCAUUGGCGCGUACUUUGCGGCCUGCUUCUACCUGCUGAUGCUGGUCAUGGUGGAGGGCUUUGGGGGGAUGGAGGCCGUGCUCAAGGCCCUGAAGGAUACCCCCGUGGUGAUCAGCACGGGGCCGUGCUGCUGCUGCUGCCCCUGUUGCCCCCGCAUCCGGAUGACCAGGCGCAAACUGAAGAUCAUGAUGCUGAGUACUUUCCAGUACGCCUUCUUCAAGGCAGCCGGCGUCUUCCUCGGGUUGGUCCUCAGCACAGAAGAUCUCUACGACCCCUCCGAUAUUUCAGCCGGGAGCGUGGCUCUGUGGAUAAACACUUGCCUGGGGGUAUCCACCCUCUUUGGUCUGUGGGGAUUGGCGGUCCUCUUCCGGCAAGCCAAGGGACACCUUGCGGAACAGAACAUGGUGGGGAAGUUCGCUUGCUUCCAGGUUCUCCUCAUCCUGACGGCGCUGCAGCCCUCCAUUUUCAGUAUCCUGGCAAACGGGGGCCAGAUCGCCUGCUCCCCACCCUUCUCCUCCAAAGCGAGGUCGCAGCAGAUGAACGUGCAGGUGUUGAUCAUCGAGACCUUUUUGAUGACGGUGCUGACGAGGAUGUAUUACCGGAGGGCGGACGACAGACCGGCGUACGGUCCGGUUACCCCUCCAGAGAGCAAGACAGAGAUCGGCAGCCACUGA
Messenger RNA from Gekko japonicus, 1206 nucleotides. RefSeq names its product solute carrier family 51 alpha subunit (gene SLC51A). The transcript is spliced from 9 exons. Lineage: Eukaryota; Metazoa; Chordata; Lepidosauria; Squamata; Gekkonidae. Gene Ontology annotation, cellular component: endoplasmic reticulum membrane; plasma membrane. Gene Ontology annotation, molecular function: transporter activity. Gene Ontology annotation, biological process: bile acid and bile salt transport. Bases 1 to 1206 code for a protein of 401 amino acids. The record is from RefSeq and is a predicted model, not a curated record.